AGGAGGUGAAGUUGUUGCUGAAAAACAGACCAAUAGUACUUUUAGUACAUUUACCUUUUCAAACAGGUUUAUAUCGGAUUUCGGCUUAUUAAAGAGGGGAAAAUAUGUCUGAGGGAGCGAUCACUACUACAGAAGAGAUUGAAGAGCUUAAAAAGAAGCUUGCUCUCCUUGGUAAGACUUGAUUGAUAAGAAUUUCAUUAGUGUAUAAGCUGCACAAAUGUCAACGUUUUCUUGAACUGGCUUACUGAACACUACAAUUUAAGCACUUUUCCACCAGUGAUUUCAAGUUAAUCGAAUGCUUCUCUCUUGGUUUCUUACCGUUACUUUUCAUCGUCCAGAGAGCGACAGUUUGUUUUACUCCAGCUCAAUGUCGUUCAUGUUUACAUUUUUGUGCAGACGGAGACAGGAAAGCUUACUACGAAAGUUCUCAAUGGACUAUGAAGAAGAACAAAGAUACAAUCAGCAAAUUAAGGGAGAAAAAUAAACGUUUGCGAUUCGAACUGGCAAAGAAGAAAGCGGUAUGGGGUUUUGAAAUCGUAAAUUAGCUCAUAAUAAUUCACAAACUUAAAUUUAUAGUUUUCCGUAAAGCAAAUAGCCUCUGAUAGCCAUGUAGCCAUUUCAGAGCAAAUUGUAUAUGCUCAUGAAUGAAAUAUUCUGUUGUUAUUUUUUUCCAUUGCAUUGAUAGUGGUUGAAUUUUGGAAGUCUUCUGAGAGAAAUGCAUCAGAGACUUUUCUUGUUUGACAUAUAGACAUAAUCACCAUAUUAAUCUCAUUGGCUGCCUUUUUCCUAUUUGACCAAUCUAUGUCGAGUACCAAUUUAAGGGGGUAAGUUUCUAAAGAAACUGUGGUGCUGCGUUGGUGGGAGAGUAUUACAAGGUAAUUCGGUAUUAUCAACUGAAUUGAUAACAUUAAUUGGCCUGACUGUUAAGAGUUUCAAAGCUUACGUUUUGAGCCUCAGCCCUUUGUCAGAGCGAAUUCAAAUGUCAGAACAACGGGCUAAUCUCAUUGGCUGCCUUUUUCCUAUUUGACCAAUUUAUGGUGAGUUCUGAUUAAAGGGGGUAAGUUUUUAAAGAAACUGUGGUGCCGCAUCGGUGGGAGAGUAUAACAGGUAAUUUGGUAUUAUUAACUGAGUUGAUAACAUUAAUUGGCCUGACUGUUAAGAGUUUCAAAGCUUACGUUUUGAGCGUCAGCCCUUUGUCAAAGCAAAUUCAAAUGUCAGAACAAAGGGCUUAUCUCAUUGGCUGCCUUUUUCCUAUUUGAUCCAUUUAUGGUGAGUUCUGAUUAAAGGGGGUAAGUUUCUAAAGAAACUGUGGUGCCGCAUUGGUGGGAGAGUAUAACAAGGUAAUUUGGUAUUAUCAACUGAGUUGAUAACAUUAAUUGGCCUGACUGUUAAGAGUUUCAAAGCUGACGUUUUGAGCAUCAGCCCUUUGUCAAUUGGAAGUGAAUUGAAGCGUCGGAACGAACUGGGCUUAGGCUCAAAAUGUCUGCUUUUGAACUCUUGAAAGUGGUCAAUCUAUGUUAUCAAUUCAGUUGAUAAUACCAAAUUACUGUUUUGAGUACUGAUUUUACAAAAGAGAAUAUCAUGUAGUUCAUAUUAUGUAUUUCAUACCAUGAUGUGUGGGCUAGGAAGUUGAUAAUAAAAGGAUUCCAGAUCUUACUGAGAAUUUUCCAUCUGUCAAGCUGUGGUUUUGUUAAUCUGCAUACACUUUUCAGACAUAAAAGAAUCCCUAACACUAUUACAACACAAUUGAUUUUUCUUUGUCUUUCAUACUCUUAGCAGCUUAAAAGUAAGUUUCUGGGAGUACACAAUUCGAUUCAAUUUAAUUUUAUUUAAACUCACAUGAAUACAGCAUAUUAGAAAAGGUUAUAAUUAUUACAGUAGUCUUACAAACAUCAAUAUAAAAAAUACAGAACAAUGAGAAAAUGAAAAAAGAAACCAAAAUAAUUUACAAUUCGCUGUUACUAAGCAUAUCUUAGAAAUAAAGAAGGACAGGAAGAAAGGAAUAUUUAAAUGCUAUGUUAAUUGUGUGGAAUUUGGGACACCCAAAUAGCCAGUUCUAAGAACUAAUCCGGAGGGUGUCCCAUAGUAAAUAAUUCAAACAAAAGGAAUACUGUGUUAAUAGCAGUUUAAAUAAAAAGUAUCACUUUUCAUACUAACUACUAAGAAUUUAAUUAUAUUUACACAAACUAUUUAAGAAUAGAUAACAUUAUUAUAACCAUUAAUCAUAUAAUUCUUUUCAUAGAAUUCAGUAGUCAUAGAGUUCUCUAUAUUUUGACGAAAUCUAAAAAAGGGAGUGAUUUGUUUAACAUUAAUUGGUAAUGAAGUCCAGAAUGAAUUCCAGAGUGUGGUACCUGUGUAACAAAGAGAACAAAUACCAUAUUGAGUUGUUUGAACUGGAUUUACAAACAGAUUCUCAUUCAGUGAUUCACGUGUAUAAGGUGAAUGAACAGAAGAUAUUCAGUGGCUUAAAGUAAUCAGUAAAACAAGUAGGAGGCACAAACAUGAGUAUUGUUGUUGGCAUUCAAAGAAUUGGUUUUUUUUUCCUCAGGGAGAUGAGCAAGUGAUUGAUGAUGCUUUCAGAGAAAAAGACCCUCAAAGACACUGUGCUAUGAGAGGCAUGUCAGGGAAGGUAAAGAACACAGCACCUAGAAAUAUUAUUGACUAGACAAUCUUAUAAUGAUUCAAUGAAUCCUGAUAGCUGGUAUGGUUAUUUACAUAUUUCUUGUAGGCUGCCAUUACUAAACUUGACCAACAAGUGUGUGAGGCAGAGAAGAAACUGAAUGCUUGUAAACAUCAGAGAAAUACUCGUGAGAAGAAACUGGCAGCCUUAGAAACUGAAUAUAAUCAGCUGGUUAAAGAUGCUGAAGAGGUGUCUAGUACAGAUGCAGGAGAAUCAGCUGAGGCACAGGUAUGGAUGUUUACAAUCUGGUGACAUACUUGUACUUUUACUGGUUGUUGCUUUUUAACCCUUUAACUCCCAGAAGUGAUUAACAUAAAACUUCUCCCUACAAUAUCCAUACAUUAUUUAGCAAACAGGUGAUGAGAAUAUUCAAACUUAUCAGGUAGAAGCUGUUAUCUUGAUCUAGUACCAAGUUCUCAUAACUAAUUUACAAGGAAAUGUGUAGCUGCUAGAGGGGAGAAUUAACAAUCAGAUCUUGGGAGUUAAAGGGUUAAAUUAAUAUUGGACUUUGCAAAAUGACAACAAGUACAACACGAUCAAACAUGGCAUUUCUGGUUUUCUUCAGAACACAGUUAUUUAGAUCUAUUCAGUUGUUGGAUUGGCAUCUGGAUUAAAUUUUAUUUAUUGCAAAAACAAAGAAUCCACUCCAGUUUUUACAGUAAUAACCACACAAAAAAUUGACAUGCACCACAUCAUCAUUCUCAGCGCCCCCUAGUUAGAACUGUUUUGAUCAUAAUGGCAAAUAGAAAAAACUUUUGAGGCCCUUAUCAUGAUACUCUUUAUAAGGUCACUAUUGUUAAAUGGUGGUAUGAUUGUAAUAUUCCUUUGAUGGUCUUGUACAAGGGUCUCAUCAGGAAUCCUGAAAACUAAAACAAAUUGCUUCAAUCUUAAAAAAAAUAAAUUAUCUAGUAAUUAAUAAAUCAUAAUGAACAAGUGUCUGGCCAUUGUUGAGUUUCCUGCAACUAGUUCAAUCUGGGAACCAUAAGAUCUGAAAUAAUACAGACUUGUGGUCAGAGAGAGGGUACAAAAAAUCUGAAAUUCCAUUCCAGUAACCCAUUAAUUCUAUAAUUUUUCUUGAAACUGACUGCUGAAAGAUAGUUUUUUUUUUCCUUCUCACUUCAUCUCAGAAACUGCGGAGUUUGGAGAAUGGUCUUGACAAAAUGAUUUUGAAAGUCAAUGAAGCAAAAAAAAUUAAGACUAUCUACGAGGGUUUACUGGAACAACUGAAGGAAGAGCGACGCACUUGGCCUAAUCAACUGAAUAAUCAUGAGAAAGCCAUUUGUGCUCAGAGAGAGGAACUUGAAGAGCUGAAUGCUAUGAAUCAUGAUGCCCAGAUUGCUCGUGAGGCUGCAAAGGCAGAACUCACAAAAUUAGAGCAGUCAGUGUUUGAGAGGAAAAAGGAGCGAGAGAAGGAACUGGCUCAGUACAAGAAACAAGCAGAAGAGAAGAAAGAUCAUGCUGAAAAAGUUGAGAAAAGGGUAAGGCAUGAUGAUUGUUCUUACAAGGUUGUGGGAGCAAACCUUGGCAGCACAGAGCUUUAUAGAAAUUUUUUUCCAAUGAAGUUAUGUAUGGUUUUGGCCUCAACUAUGAUUUAACAAGCUACACUGUAAGCAGAGUAUGAGAGAUUACAGUUACUGAUCAAGACAAAUAAUGCACUGAAGAUUCUCUCAAUUUGAUUUCAAUAUUAUGGAUACUAAUUGCAACAAAAGUCUGGUUUCAUACUGGACCCUGAGACUCUAGAAUAACAAAUUAAACUGUACACACACAAAUUCAAGUGAAUGUUAUGUAAGUGAUUAAAUCAGAUAGAGUAUAAUUAAUUUUUUUUUAAUUUCAAUAUUCCUUUUUUUUGCAAGAACAGUACAUUUUGCACAGUUCUGUAAGUAUGGAUGAAUACCUCUGAUGUGUGCAAUGUUAACUAUAUUAUCUAAUUAUUCAACAGCUACAGAGAAGUUCUCUCCAGCAAGAGGAUCUUACUGGUAUGUCACUCCAUUUAAUUUAAGCAAAGAACAUUUAAUGCUCAGUUUUCUUACAGUAAAUGGUGUAUUGGCUCAGAGAGGGGUUUAAAGGAUUAACAUCCAGUUCAUCUAUCAGAUUCCUUAAUUCAUAUUUAGCCAGCUGUAAGGAACUUGUAACAAGAAUCCAUUUUACAGUUUUGUGGUUACACAUAGUUCCCAGUUUUUUUACAGAACUAAGUGAAGUUCAAUGUGACAACAAGGUUCUUACCAUAACAAGCACAACUGAGCACACAUCUGUAAGUCAGACUUGUGCCUACAGUCACAGGUCACAAUUCUAACCUUUUCCAAGACAAAUACAGAAGAGAAAAUCAGAAUACAUUGUUUUGUAACGCCACAAGGAUGUAAGGAUCUAUAGUUAAAUGAAACAUAAUUGUAUAUCUUUUUGUAUUCUGCUUAUAACAGAACAAAAAGCAGUCCUAUCUGGGGAAGAACAAGAACGCAAGAUUACAACUUAUGAGGAGGCCAUGAACAAGAUCAAGGACACAACAGGGGUGUCUGACAUCAAGGAGGUGGUGCAGCGUUUCUUAUCUCAAGGUGACACUCAAAAGCAUUUGGAGACACUGAAGUUGAACAAUGAAAAAAUGCUUGUCAGACUUAAGGAGGAAAAGGUACCACAGACUCAGUUUAUUGAUUGAUUAUCAAUUUGUGAUAGAUACACAGACUGACCUAGUUCAGCCUUUUUUAAAUGGGGCCCUACAUGAACAAUGACAAGGCCACACCACAACGCUGGGAGCUUCAUACCUGACUUUUUGCAAGAAGAGUAUAGUAAAUGGGUUUAAACGUCUCCUGCUAACUAGUAUAGAGAAGUUGCAGAAGGGGUGACGGGGCUUAGAAACAGUUAAUUAUCCUUAACUAAGAACAUUUUCUAGCCAUUUGUGAAGGUCAUGGUAAAAGCAGCACUUUCUACAAAAUUAUUUAAGAACUUGAGUGUAUGGCCAGUCUUGAGCUUGAAUCAAUGACCUCUUGCUGACUUGCAUGGUAAUGUGGCACUCUACAGCUACCUGAGCUAACCAAGGCUACAGUGUAAUGUGGAUUGCUUUGGUUUUGCUUUACUUUGGGUUUUGAUCACUCUGGAAAACUUUAUGUGUAUCUCCAUCUUUAUACUAAAAUACUAAAAGGGGCAGCUAUAACUUACAUGGAAAAUUAAUCAAAUCCUUAACUACAAAUGUAAUUUGGAACUAAUGGCAAAUUAUGCUGCUUUAUGAAGGAGAAACUAAGAAUGGAGUAUGAAGAGAUGAAAUACUCUGGAGAAGCUAAGUUGUCAAGGUAAGAUACAGUCAGCCAGUAUGAAGGAUGGAUCUAUAUCAUUAUCACUAACACCAAACCCUCCCCCCACAUCUAUGAUAUUCCCUCUUCUAUCCUGUCUUCUAUCUCUUGUAAGCUAUUUUAUUGAGUCAGGGAGGAGGGGUCAAAAGUGCAUGGAAUGAAAGUUUUUCAAUACUUUAUAGUUACUUAAAAGUACAGUAAUAAAACUUUGAGAGUCAAGAUUGCACAUUAGCGAUUGGUUAGUGUGUGCAUUCCAUGCCUUUUGACCAUUGACCCCAACCCUGUAACUCUCAGUACCUGAUUUGUAAUUCUCCCCUCUGGCUGUUGCACAUUUCCUUGUAAAAUUAGUUGCGAGAGUUUGGUGUUAGAUCAAGGCAACAAAUUCUACUUUAUAAGUUUGAAUAUUCUCAUUACCCGUUUGCUGGAUAAUGUAUGGAUAUUUUAGGGAGAAAUUACAUUUAAUCACUUCUAAAGGAGCCAAGGAUUGGCUUACGAGGUUAAUUUCAAAGCUAUUGUAAUCAGCAGCAGAAAUAUACAUGUAUGUUGUUUGCCGUUAAGAACUAUGGUGGAUACUUGGCAGGUGAUAAAAAUCGUUUUUUUGUUUUUGUUUUUUUCACAGUGGACAGAGAAUGCUGGAGGAAUUUCAGCAACGUCUCGCUGAUGAGGAGAAACGGUGAGAAAAAACUCCCUUUUACUCUUGUUAUUGUUUAUUUAAUCAAACGUACUUCGAUAUGUACGCUUGAAAUAUGAUAGAUGUACAGGCGUGUUUAUUUUGUGGUUUGUUUCACUUAAUCAGCUGCUCCGAUGCAAAAGACCGUCAAGAAAGAGCCAAUAAGACUCUUGUCAAUGUUAAAGCUGGAAUUGAACAUCUGGCUGAUAAGCUGCAACACUUGAAAGCAGUAGGUAUAAGCUGUAAGCAAGUAAGCUCCUAGAAAAGUAGAUGUCGUCAUUUAAAUCGUCUGCGUAAACUUUAUGUACGUUUUCAGGGGGUACAGAAUGGUUAGUAUUUAAAACUUGAUAUAUUAUUGUUGUAAAGCCUCAGUGGGAAGUUUUCAGCGCUCAGUUUUAAUCUCCCGCGCUUUCGCUUGUCGUUCGUUCUACAAUAUCCCGUACUUGCCCCAUGUUUGCAUUCUGCCCGUCUGUCCACCUCCCCCUUCAGAAGCCUUCCGUGUCUUUUACAAUUACCAGCAGUGAGCUAUACAUUGUAACUCUUUUUAAAAUUUUCUCCCCCUAUCCUUCCCAGUUACUUUUUUUUUUUUACUCAAUUUGCAGUGGGUCCAUAGUUUUCCAACUUGAAUUGUUCCUUACACUUCACCCUCCAAAAUCUCCCGCGCCUUUGUGAUGUUGUUUUUUGUUUCUGCGUGUUCUCCACAUGCCAUGUUCGUUAGUGAUCACGUGCUCUCUCGCCACUGUUAGCUGUGACGUGUCAUUGCUUUCCCGCCCGUUUCGCCCAUUGGGUAGGUUUUGGUACCCUUUUUUGAGUCUGUCACGUUGUACCGUGCUUGCAGUGUAAGCGAGAAAAAAGAUUCAAUGAGUUAAAGUUGCUGAAAAUAAAAUCUUGUGCAGUAGCCAGUGUAACAGUAUUAUAAUCACAUUUCUUACUUUUCUCGCCGCAAAUCCGGAACCUCGUGUAAGUUGCUCUCGCUAGUGUAGCUUAUCUGAGGUAGUAAUUCAACUUUUUAACCACAUCCUAUUGUCACUUUAGCCUAAGGGCCACGUACCGCAGGCUCAGUUGUCCCCAACCUCUGACGAGUAUAUCUUAGACUUACUCGGCACGUGUGAACAGAAGCUACUCAAACUGACCGACGACUUAGGUGGAAAAGAUAUCAGCGAUGUCAUGAAAGAAAUGGAGGAUGCUGAGGUAAAUUUAGAUUUCUUUUGACGCACACAUAUUCUUUUGGAAACCAUAAUUACUAUGACUCUGGAAUAGCAGAAAUAUUUUCUUUUCAUUUUAAAACUUGCGUGAACAAAAAGUUAGUUUUGAGAUUAUUUCCAUCUUCGGCCUCGCCUUUUCCCUCUGUUAAAUUCAGUUCAUAAAGGAGAUAUUAAGACACCAAGAAAAACAGAGCUAACUGCGUUUUUUUUUUUUUUUUGUUCUUGUAGUUCCGCGCGACAAUGGAGAACAAGUUACCACAGUAUAAUACCCGAGUCAAGCUACCCACCACGUCCGAUCGAAUGGCUGUGUAUGACGGUAAGUUGAUAAUCAUGAAAGAGGCCAACAAAAGGUUGGUGUGUGUCAUAACGGUUAACCUUAAACACCCUAGCAUCAGUUUGCAAAUUCUCCAUACUGUUCUCUAUACAUUUCCUGUGGUACUGAGUAGGAGAAUUUUUUGAAAAUCAAGAAAUGUUUGAGAGGGUGGUCAUUUCCUGCAUAAUAACCUUAAUGUUUGAUUCUUUAGUUAAAAUGUAUAGAGAAGUUAAAUGGUAGUCACUCAUGGUAGUCACUCAUAGGGAUUAAAGAGUUAAACCUAAUUGAUCCACUUUUGCCUUUUCUAUCUGUGUUCAUAUCCUCCAUUCUUUUUCCCUCUUGGUUUAUAAUCAUCUCUUUGGUGUCUCUCUCUGUUACGAAACUAAAUAUUUUGUAAUCAUUUACAAUCCGUGUCAGUCCUCUCCAUUCUAAGCCAUCCGUGUUCCUUUUUGGUCUAAGUUUAUUACUUCUCUUUUUGUGUUUCUCUAUGUUUUCAAACUAAUCUGUUUUAGUCAUGUACAAUCCGUGUUAAUCAUGGUCUUUUCUGUUGACACUUGUUCUUCGUGGUUUCAUUCCUGCCUCGACGUUGUUUAUCUACGUCAGCAAAUAUUUUUGCAAGUCUGAUUUUCAUUUAAAUGCAUUUCUCGACGAGGCAGAAAAUCCCUUGAAACACUGAGUUCGAAUUGACUCUGUGUUUCUGGGAAAGUGUUUCUUUUAACUUUAUCGAAGUAUCAAAUAUUGUGUGGUAAGGCGACAGAGAAUGAGUUUGGUAUCUGAAGUAGAGGCUUUUCUCAAAAUUAUUUUAAGAAUCAUUGCCGCAUGAUUCUGUUUUCUCAGGAAUGACAAGUUCGUUUGAAAGUGAUGGUCUAGGUUUUGUCCAAACCGUAUUUUGUAUUAAAAUUUUGUAUACAUGUAUAUAUAAUUUUAGAUGACGAGGACAGCGGUGAAGAUGAAGAUGUUCUCUCUAGAAACGCAAUCAAACGCUACUCACAGCAGCUCGUGGAUUCAAAGACGAAGAAGCAUAAACCACGCAAUAGAAAGAGGAAAACUAAACAAUGAAACUUUGGAGAAAAUCUAAAGAUUUGUAAUCAUGUAUCGGACUUUCGAAAAGUUUAGCACCGUUUUGAUUACGUAUACUUUGAUCCUGUAUUAUAUCAGCAAUAAAGUAAAGUUAGAG
Molecule: messenger RNA, 9326 nt
Organism: Pocillopora meandrina
Lineage: Eukaryota; Metazoa; Cnidaria; Anthozoa; Scleractinia; Pocilloporidae
Source: the annotation of a GenBank genome assembly